Molecule: messenger RNA, 1093 nt
Organism: Hyphopichia burtonii NRRL Y-1933
Lineage: Eukaryota; Fungi; Ascomycota; Pichiomycetes; Serinales; Debaryomycetaceae
Exons: 1
Coding region: 13-858 (281 amino acids)
Biological process (GO): vesicle-mediated transport
Molecular function (GO): protein-macromolecule adaptor activity
Source: RefSeq, a predicted model, not a curated record
CUUCAAUAGCCCAUGUUACCCAGCAAUGUGUUGAUACUUGGGGCUCCGGGCACUGGGAAGAUCAGGAUAUGCCAGCACGUCACCAAGGAUUACAAGGCUGACACCAUAAGCAGCGACAGCCAUAGUGGGGUGCUUUACGAUGGUGAAUUCAGUACCAAAUACUACAAGAUCAAUUUGAACUUAUUGGUUGAAGAAUACCCUGAUUCCCGAGACUUGGUGCAUGACGAGGACGAGAAGGCAAGGAAGUUGGGCGAGUGGUACGAAGAAUUCAGAAACCAGGAGUAUAAGGAAUUGCGAGAUGUAUUAAAUGGGUUCAUCUUCACUUUUGACCUUGCCAAAGACUCAAUAGAGUAUUUGAAAGAAUGUUUGAGGGUGGUGGACCAGAUACGGAGCCAGCUCGUGGACGAGUCUGGCGAGGAUGAAUGGAAGGGUUUUAUUGUGAUUGCUGGGGUUAAUAGUGCCGAAAAUGGGAAAACUGAAGCGAUUGAGGAUGAAGUUCUUCUGUUAGGAUUAGAGUUUGUGAAUAUAUCAGAAAAGGGCAUGAAUGAAUACCACGAGAGAAUCGGUAUAGAUCGGUUAUACGAGAUUUUUGAAUCGCACGAGUGGGAACACAUGGACACUGAUGUGAAGAAGGGAGAGUAUGAACAAAGUAAGAGGAACAAAUUGGAUGAGAUGACAAAGGGGCUACUAGAAGUAAGCGACGAGGAAGCGGAAGUGGAAGAUCCUCGCCCGGCAAUGGAUCUCGAAGAGGUGUUCCAACGAUUACAAAUUGCCAAAGACUCUGUGAAAGAUAUGAAUGAAAGUCAACGAAAAGAAUACGCCAAUAAGGUUAUUGAAGAGAUGCUUGAUUUUAUAUAAGUAUAUAAUAAAUAAUGAACUUAAUGAAUUAUAAUUUACUAAGACCCAACUCGGAAUGUUCGUAUUGAACGGCGUAGCCAGGAUCAAAAUAGCAUUCUUGACAGUCUUCAUCAGCAACGCCAUUUUCGUGAAUAAACACUGCAAAAUCAAUAUGGGCUACCUGCUCAUCAAUAACCACCAUUGGAGCGUGCCAAAUCCCCGCCCCGUAGGUUAUUGAUUGGUUACCUUUGCAAAU